Molecule: messenger RNA, 3266 nt
Organism: Camelus dromedarius (Arabian camel)
Lineage: Eukaryota; Metazoa; Chordata; Mammalia; Artiodactyla; Camelidae
Gene: SLC35A2
Product: solute carrier family 35 member A2
Exons: 3
Coding region: 1091-2089 (332 amino acids)
Biological process (GO): pyrimidine nucleotide-sugar transmembrane transport
Cellular component (GO): Golgi membrane
Molecular function (GO): UDP-galactose transmembrane transporter activity
Source: RefSeq, a predicted model, not a curated record
AGAUCUCUUACGGGUUCGUUUAAGCAGGACCACAAAGAAAAACUGUUGAUUUUGCCAUCAGCUCUUCUGUAGCACCCAGUAUGUGCAGGAGUGCUUAUUUGGGGAUGCUGUAGACCUUGAAGAUGUCUGGGACACACCUGAAAUCAAAGAUGGCCAGCUCAGAGGCAGAAAAAAAUACUGCUUCUGUCCUCCAACCCCAGGGGAGAAGAAAAGCCAUUUCAGGGCACUGGUGAGGGCACGAUAGGGGUUGAGCGCUGACAUGGCAUCUUCCUAGCCCUUCCUUGUAUUCUAAUAACUUCCAGGGUGUAGUCACCUGUUUUGCCCCUACCUUUUCACUUCUCCCUUGUUUUCUUACCUGCUCAUCCCUCUCAUCUCUACUUCUCAACUCUUGACUUACCUGCCCUGCCCUAUUCUAUCUUGGCUUCCCUUGUCCCGACCUCAGCUGUACCCUCUCUUGCCUGCUGGCUUAGCUGUCCCCUUCUCACUUUUCCAUCUUCAAAGGUGACUCCUGUUUCAACUCUCCGGUGCCUUUUCACCAGUAUGUUCAACUACCCUGCAUACCUUCCUGACCCUCACCUGCCCCGCCGUCUCAAAGUCUCACUUCCCUCUAAGAUGCCCGCGGGCUCUCCAGGGGGCGGGGCCUUCCCGGGAGAAGGUAAAGAGGAAUUUCUGUCCAACCUAGAAGCACCUGGGAGUUUUGAUGCAGAAAGGGCGGUGGUAUCAAAAGGCUGCAAUAAAGAGCCGAGAGAGAAGAGGGACAGUAGAACCCAUGGGAGGAGGAGACAGGAUGGGCGGGUGAUAGAGAGCGGGAUCGAAGAAGACGAGGACGGGGUUGGCAACGGGAACCGGCCAGAGGCUCUGUAAGGACUCUGGGAGACUACGCUGGCUGCUUGCCCGGUUUCCCGACAGCAACGGGAUUUGAAAAUUCCCGAGGCCGCGCUUAGACUGGCAAUGGGGACUGGACGAGGAAAGCCGCUGCUAGGGUCGGCUUCUCGCUCGCCCCACCCCAACUCUGGAGGCCCGGAAGCGGAAGUGACGGACACGGAAGUGGCCUCCUGUUGCCGAGGGGACGGGCCAGGCAGAUGCCAACAUGGCAGCGGUUGGGUCUGGUGGUUCCACCGCGGCGGCCGGGCCAGGGACGGUCUCCGCAGGGGCGUUGGAACCUGGGACUGCGAGUGCGGGUAACGUGAAGCACCUGGUUCUUUUCCUCCACGAGGCUGUCCUGGUGCAGUAUGUGGACACACUCAAGCUCGCAGUGCCCUCUCUCAUCUACACCUUGCAGAAUAACCUCCAGUACGUUGCCAUCUCCAACCUGCCAGCUGCCACUUUCCAGGUGACGUACCAGCUGAAGAUCCUGACCACAGCUCUGUUCUCCGUGCUUAUGCUGAACCGCAGUCUUUCCCGGCUGCAGUGGGCCUCCCUGCUGCUCCUCUUCACUGGCGUCGCCAUUGUCCAGGCACAGCAAGCUGGUGGCGGGGGCCCACGGCCACUGGAUCAGAACCCUGGGGCCGGCCUAGCGGCUGUCGUGGCCUCCUGUCUCUCCUCGGGCUUUGCAGGUGUCUACUUCGAGAAGAUCCUCAAAGGCAGCUCAGGCUCCGUGUGGCUGCGCAACCUGCAGCUGGGCCUCUUUGGCACGGCGCUGGGCCUGGUGGGGCUCUGGUGGGCCGAGGGCACUGCCGUGGCCCGCCGCGGUUUCUUUUUCGGGUACACGCCUGCUGUCUGGGGCGUGGUGCUCAAUCAGGCCUUCGGCGGGCUACUGGUGGCUGUUGUCGUUAAGUAUGCCGACAACAUCCUCAAGGGCUUUGCCACCUCCUUGUCCAUUGUGCUGUCCACUGUUGCCUCCAUCCGCCUCUUUGGCUUCCAUGUGGACCCCUUGUUUGCCCUUGGCGCCGGGCUGGUCAUCGGUGCGGUCUACCUCUACAGCCUUCCCCGAGGUGCAGCCAAAGCCAUAGCUUCCGCCUCCGGGUCUGCCUCCGGGCCCUGCACUCACCAGCAGCCUCCCGGGCAGCCGCCACCACCACAGCUGUCUUCCCACCAUGGAGACCUCAGCACGGAACCCUUUCUGCCAAAGUCAGUGCUGGUGAAGUGAGGGCUGGCGGCGGUGGGGGGAGUCAGGGAGGGGCGCCGGGUGGAGGGUAUUGGGCAUCUGCAGGACCAGUUGCCACUGGGGCCUGGCUCCUCUGGGGUUGGAAGGGUCUUUUCUUCCAGGUCAUUGAGACUUCUGGAAGGGUAUGGGACUAGGGCAGGGCGUCACAGGAACCCUUCCUCAUAGCCAAGGGUUUUUAGAACCGCCUCCUGUGUCCCAGUCUAACCCCUUUGGGGACCAGGUCGGGGGAGCAUCAUCAUUCAAGGCCUUUUACGUCUGCCCCCUUCAGCCAGAGGUGUCCUGUCUCUCAUGCCUGGGAGAGCCCCUCCCAGUAAUCCCUAUACCUUUGCAGGGACAAAUUGGACAAAAAUCCUACAGCUCUUCAGUAAUGACUGAUGCCUCCCUGUGGGGUUCUGUUUCCCAUAGCUUGAGGCCUUCUCUCCCUGACAACCAUACCAGAUCAUGUUAGCAGCUCAGUCUUUUUGUGGCCUUGGGGCAGCUUCCUUGACACAAGGACCUGAAAAUGGGCCUCUUGUGAGCGCCCAGGGAGAGAGGAGGAAUGGGAGGCGAGAGCUGAGAUUUUUGCAUCAGCCCAUUCAGGGGGACGGUGCAGUUAGGGGCUGUUUGAUUUUUGGUGGUUUGGGGGUUUGUGGUGUAAUAAGGUGAAUGAUCCAGGGUGUAGGGAAAACGGGGAAGGGAGGUCCUUGACGUGGCCUAAUCUCAUAGAAUCUAAGACACUGUCAGUUGCUGGAUGCAGGUUUAUUUUCUAAGACAUCCUGCGAGGAAAAAUAAAGCUGCCAACCACACUCAUGGUACCCCAUUGGCUGUUUGAGGCACCCUUACUUCAUACGGGGGUGUCUUUAAAUUGCUGAAAUGUGGGACCUGCCCCCUGCACUCCCCAAAGCUUAUUAACCCCUUAACUGUCUCCCAGGAUGUGUAUGUAUGUGUGUGUGUGUGUGUGUGUGUUGUGUGUGUGGUGUGUGUGCGCGCGCGUGUGCCUGUGUGUGCCCGCGCGCUUGCGCAUGGGAAACGCCUGGGCUAUCUUUGCUAUAUGUACAUAGGGGCGUUGGAUCUUUAUUUUUGAUUAAUUUGUUCUGAUUUUUUUGGUUUGUUUUUUAAGGAACUGUAAUGAACAAAUGUCAGGAUACCCAAUGCCAAAUAAAGAUGUUGUAUUUAUUUA